AUGAAGACUUCUCGGAUUUAUAACUCCUUGACAAGCAAAGCGACGGCCCAUCAAGAAUAUUACUAUACGAAGGUGCAACGACAAGUCUACUUUACCACCUCCAUCAAUCUAUUCGUCUCCCUUAUUUGCGUUUUCGUCGAAAUUUUCAUCUGGUGUGCGACCAAUCAUAGCGUAAAGCUUUUCCCGUGGUCACGAAUCCAUCCGUACCUGGUGGGCCUGUUCUUCUUCCUCAACCUCUUCUUUCACUGCAUUCUCCUUCUCGGCGCCAGAAAAUUGUCCGUUAUGACGUUGCGCAACUAUAUCCUGCUGCAGGGCUUCUUCGGGCUGAUGGCAAUGUCUUUAAUUGUCGUUCUGACGGCCGUCAACUUGAAGAAUCAUGGCGCCGGGAUCGAAGGAUACGGGAUCUUGCUGAAUCGUUUCUUCUUCGCCGGCCUCUCCCUUCUCUCCUUCAUCUCUGCCGUCAAAAUGCUAAAAAUUGCCGUGCACGAGCGGUCGAAUGACGCC
Mesorhabditis spiculigera is the source of this 504-nucleotide messenger RNA. The record is from the annotation of a GenBank genome assembly. Lineage: Eukaryota; Metazoa; Nematoda; Chromadorea; Rhabditida; Rhabditidae.